UGACAAUAUUUCCAUUUAUUCCUCAGCUUGGCUGGAGAAACAGCCCCUGAUUUCUCUGAGUCACUGCUGACAUCCUGCCCUGCUCCAGCACUUCCUCAUUCACAGGAGCUCCUUGCAGCAGCACGCCUGGAUCUCAGCACGUGCAGAGGGGACACAGGGAGACUCCACAGAGCCUUCCCUCCCUCUCAGGACAAAGCAAGUGCCUCCUAUGGAAGCUGAGCCUCCCUAAGCAGCCACCAGAGGUGACAGUCCAGGUGCUGGGACAUGUCCAUGACUGAGCUUUGCUUCAACAACAGAGACACAAGUAGCAGCUGAAGUGUCUGGUGAAUCUCCUGACAGAUUCCCAAGGGCUGGGAGGCACAAAAAUGAAAUGGGAGACUGCUCUCUGGAUGGUUGCCUGCUUACUGCUUGCAUCUCUGCCCAGAGGUCAGCUGGACACCACGUGCCAUGCAUUUGUUGGAGAAACUGUGGUUCUGCCUUGCACCACCACCCCUCCUGGAGAGCUGACCCUUUCCAAGUCAAGGCUCUACUGGCAGAUUGGCACCAAGCAGCUGGUGCACUUCUUUCAGAAUGGGCAGGAUUCACUGGAGGGCCAGGAUGAAAAGUUCCAUGGCAGAACCAGUCUUUUUCUGGACCAGAUGAAGCAUGGCAACCUUUCCUUAAAGAUCUCCAAUGUCCAGUUAGGGGAUAAUGCUGAAUAUUCCUGCAUCUACAGACAGACUGAGAACCAUCAAACAAAGAAAUUUACAAUUAAACUCAAUGUAUCAGCUCUGCCUAGGAUUGAGGAGCCACCUUCCCCUUCUGACCAGUAACUACACAAAGGUCAUUUGUAAACACUUCUGGAGUGAACUCAAUGCAGAAGGGAUGUUCAGCUUCCAUUGUCAGUAAGUUCUUUCCUAAAAUUCUUCCUUGCAAGACAAAUGAUUCUUAUUAGUGCUACAAAAUCUUAAAUUGGCAUUAAACAUGUAAUACUUUGUCAUAUAAAAUCAAGAGCAGUAGUUUUUAUUUUAUUCAGUGGGGCUGAAAGAUAUGAUCCUUUACUUAGUAAUUAUUAUAUUACAUUUAAUGUGAUAAGUUCGGCCACACUAUGACAUUACAGACAGAUUAAGCUUCCAUAAACUCAAAUAGAAACUAAGAAAGAGAAAUUUUCAGUGUUUUAUCUCAUGAUCACACAGAAGGAAAAAAACAACCCCAACAGUUGUUGUGCCUGACAAGCAAAAAACAGCUUGAAAAAAUACACGAAAUAUUAAUUUUUAGACCUAAUCUAGGUAGCCUAGCUGGCCUGAAGGCCUUUAAAAACAUGAAGUUAAAUUCAAGAUGGUAUCAUAUGCUUUCACAUUACUUUAUAAAAACAAAUAGAACAGGAAUUAGAAUAUCUUCAGCUGUUACCUUCCACAAGAAAUCAGGAAAUAUUGAGGGUCAAACUUCUUAAUGCAGAAGCAGUAGAAAACUCUCAAAACCAAAUGUAAGUGGGUUGUAUUUAAAUGGGAUAGUUGUACAUAUGUUUGACUCAGCCAAAACCUUUCUGACAACUACCCCUAAAUAUAAACUAUUUCUAAUAAUGAAAAGGCAUUUUCAUUGAGGAAGAAAAUAAACUAUUGAAACACAAGGGGAGUGUUUCACUUUAGGAGUACAAACUGAAACAUCCACCUUUGACACCUGAAGGUUCUUGUACUGUAGGAUUUUGAGGAACUUGGGGAUGAGGAAAGAACAAAAGCCUAACUUUUUAAGUGUAAUUUUUUACAAAAAAGGAAAAUAUAUUUCCUGUUGUUAACUUCUUUUAAAGACAAUCAUCAGCCACAGCUCCCCCCCUUUUUUUUUUUUUUAUUUUCAGCAAUUUCUUAAGCAAGAGAGAAAGGGAAUCUGUUUUAUAUUAGCUGUUAUUUCAGAAGGGACUUAGGAAAAUUAAAAAAUGAUCUGCUGAGAACAAAGGCAUUGUAUACAGAAACAGUUCUCACACUUCACAACCAGAUCAACAAAUACUAUUUUUACGUCAAGCAGAAACAAUUUUCAUCUGUUUCACUAUGGCUACACAUCUGUUUGUUUGCUGCAUGGGUUAUUGCCCCCAGCUACUAGUUUAACAAUUUUCCUGGGGAAAAUGAAAGGGCCUGGGGCUGGGAGAAGACACAAAAGGCCAGGAGUCUUGUUGUUACACCCCUACAUUUAUUUCAAAGCAUGCUGAGGACUACCUGAUAUUUACUUGCUCUCUGCACAUUCACAUCACAAACUCCUUCCAGGAACAGGGGGAAGCACCCUGGCUAGAGAUAAAUUAACUCCAGUGAGAUACUGACAGCUGAUCCCACAGCAACAGGAACAGCCCUCAGGAAUAUAAAAACCAAUAUACAGCCUGUUCUUCACAGAGAUGGACUUGGAAUACUUAUAGAAAAAAACUCUCUUCUUUUUAAGUCAGGGGUUGAAAAUCUCUUUUUAUUUGUGUACUACAUCCAGCACAGGUUGAAGGCACCACCUGUGCCAAGGGUAAUUUGUGCCCUUUGGCCACGUUGUGGGUUUUGUACCAAGAGUGACCCACAGUGCUGCUACCACCUAAAGUGUGUGUGACCUAGAGUUUUUUAUAUUUAUUACCAUUAUUUAUGGACUCUUUAUCAAAACAUCUCCUCAGGCCCUGAGUAGGAAGAAUGAAAAUGUAUUUUCAUCCUAAAAUCAUAGAAUGGCUUGGGCUGGAAGGCAUCUCAAAGAUGCCACAGUUCCCACCCCCCUGCCAUGGGCAGAGCCAACUCCCCAUAAACAGCUGGCUGGUUGUUGCUUUUCUGUCAGAAUUUUAAACAAAGAUUAAAGACUGAUUCUCAGUCAUCCAGAAAAGUUACAAUUAUUGCUGCUGAGUUUCUGCACCUUUUCUGUGAAAAAGAAAAAUUUAUUUGUCCCAGUACCUUGAGACCUUUUUGUCUGGACUUUGUAUAGACACAAAAAAGGAGAAUUAUGAAAAUGAGUCAAAAUCCAUUGUUUUAAAAAUAAUCCUCCAUCGAUGCACUCAUGAAAAAUGUGUCAUGCAAACUUCUAAUACACUUUUUUUGUCAAGCCAUCACGUACAUGCUGACUUUCUCUUUUUCAAU
This is a messenger RNA of Serinus canaria (Common canary), 3071 nucleotides long. Its product is annotated as V-set domain containing T-cell activation inhibitor 1-like. Gene Ontology annotation, biological process: cell surface receptor signaling pathway; immune response; negative regulation of T cell proliferation. The record is from RefSeq and is a predicted model, not a curated record. Lineage: Eukaryota; Metazoa; Chordata; Aves; Passeriformes; Fringillidae. Gene Ontology annotation, cellular component: external side of plasma membrane. The transcript is spliced from 7 exons. The coding region runs from base 366 to 812 and encodes 148 amino acids.